AGAGAUCAGAUCACAGGCUUUGGAUGAAGAUUAUCGCCAUAUAACUCCAUUUAAUGAUCCAUCCAUGCUGAAGAAAAUGUACAUUUAUAGCUGAAGAAGUCAGCGGGGAUUUCAAGACCACAUAUGAGAAGAGGGAGUUUUCAAAAUGGGAACUGCGUUUUUUCACCAAGUAAAGGAAUAUUAUUUGUCAGCGUCUGGGACUAAACUGAUCUAAACUGAACAUUUGCUGACAUUUCACUGAUUUUCACUAACAUCAUGGACUUUUCGGGUUCUUUGCCACCACCCUCUCCAUACACCUUCCCUAUUAUCCCCAAUUUCUCUGUGCCUUCCUCCUCUCCUUCCAUCUCUCCAUCACCCAGCUUGGCAUCCACAGUUCUCUUCUGCUCCUUCCUCUCUCUCCUCUCCUUGCUGGGCAUCACGGGAAACCUUUACACUUUGGUCCUCCUUCUGAGGCGCAGGAGAAGUAGGAGAAGAUGUGGAGCAGGACCAGCCUGCUGCCUGACAAGACUACCCGUACCAUCAUGCCUUGCCAGCUCCACUUCCCCUUCCUCCCCCUCCAUCUCUUCUUCUUCCACCUCCUCUCUUCACCUCCAGGUGCUGAGUCUUGCUCUCGCUGACCUGCUGUAUCUUUUCACCACACCAUUCAUUGUGUACGACAGCCUGGCAUCUGGCUGGGCCUUUGGCGAGAUGGGAUGCCGCCUCCUGCUGAGCCUGGACCUCCUCACCAUGCAUGCCUCCAUCUUUACUCUCACCGCCAUGAGUUUGGACCGCUACAGGGCUGUGGCCGAUCCUCUACACACCUCAUCCUCCAACUCCUCUGGCCUGUUACGUGUAGGCCUAGCCUGGGGGUUGGCAGUGGCUCUCAGCCUGCCCAUGAUGAUCACACUGCACCUAGAAGAUGGGGAUGAUCAAGAGGGCCAGCUGUGUGUCCCAGCAUGGGAUGAGGAGAGCUCUAAGGCUUAUCUGAGUAUACUUUUCUGCACUAGCAUUCUCGGUCCCGGGCUGGCCAUUGGAGCACUUUAUGCCACACUGGGCCGCCUUUACUGGGUGUCACAGACACGGCCAGCCUGGGCCACUGACAACAACAAUGCUUGCUCUCCUCGUGCUCCCAAACCAAAAGUCCUGCUCCUCAUCCUGGGGAUUGUCCUGGCCUUUUGGGCCUGUUUUCUUCCCUUUUGGAUCUGGCAGCUGCUGCCUCUCUACAAGCCUGACAUGCUGCGAACAGUCCCAGUGGGGACACAGGUGACAGUCAAUCGUAUCCUCACAGGUCUGACCUAUGGAAACUCUUGUGUGAAUCCAUUCUUUUACACAUUAUUGACUGGAAAACAAAAACGUAAGCGGCAGCCGCUGACAUCAGCAAAUCAGCUCUGCCGCAAGAGCAGCCCUCUGCAGUAGUCUAUUCCACUAAAGUAAGAGACAAUAAUGCGAGUGUGUGCAAGUACAUGCACACAUAGAGGUACUGUAUAUGAAUGCUUCAUAAGUUCUAUAAUAGACACCAAAGAUCAUACGCUUCCUCUUAGCCUGCAAACUAAGGAAGUAGAAUAACAUUAACCAAAU
This is a messenger RNA of Archocentrus centrarchus (flier cichlid), 1557 nucleotides long. RefSeq names its product urotensin-2 receptor 3 (gene uts2r3). Gene Ontology annotation, molecular function: urotensin II receptor activity. The transcript has 2 exons. NCBI's taxonomy places the organism in Eukaryota, Metazoa, Chordata, Actinopteri, Cichliformes, Cichlidae. Gene Ontology annotation, biological process: neuropeptide signaling pathway. The record is from RefSeq and is a predicted model, not a curated record. The coding region runs from base 256 to 1395 and encodes 379 amino acids. Gene Ontology annotation, cellular component: plasma membrane.